This is a messenger RNA of Phodopus roborovskii (desert hamster), 5263 nucleotides long. It is a transcript of the gene Fhip2a, whose product is annotated as FHF complex subunit HOOK interacting protein 2A. NCBI's taxonomy places the organism in Eukaryota, Metazoa, Chordata, Mammalia, Rodentia, Cricetidae. The transcript is spliced from 17 exons. The record is from RefSeq and is a predicted model, not a curated record. The coding region runs from base 23 to 2320 and encodes 765 amino acids.
GCUGCUGCAGUCCCGGGACAGGAUGUUUUCCAAGCUCACGUCCAUCCUGCAGCACGCCGUGGAGGCGCUUGCACCGUCUCUUCCAUUACAAGAAGAUUUUGUUUAUCACUGGAAGGCUAUUACCCAUUACUACAUAGAAACUUCAGAUGAUAAAGCCCCAGUGACUGAUACGAACAUUCCGUCCCACCUGGAUCAGAUGUUAGACAUACUGGUCCAAGAAGAGAGUGAGCGAGAAUCUGGAGAGACGGGGCCGUGUAUGGAAUACCUGCUCCACCACAAGAUCUUGGAGACGUUGUACACCUUAGGGAAAGCAGACUGUCCUCCGGGGAUGAAGCAGCAGGUUUUACUGUUCUACACAAAGCUUCUAGGAAGAAUCCGGCAGCCGCUGCUUCCACACAUCAACGUACACAGGCCUGUGCAGAAAUUAAUUCGACUCUGUGGCGAGGUCCUUGCAACGCCAACGGAAAAUGAAGAGAUUCAGUUCCUGUGCAUCGUGUGUGCUAAGCUGAAACAGGACCCCUACUUGGUUAACUUUUUUCUGGAGAACAAGUCGAAGUCGCUGGCUUCCAGAGGAAGCCUCCUGAGUGUCACCUCAGAAGAUGCCCCCAAGAGUCAGGACCCUGCGUCAGCGGACAGCAGCCUAAGCCUCCAGCCUCAGGAGCUGUCAGGUGCUCCUGGGGUGGGGCACACAGAAUCGGAGGAUGCGCUCCCUCACCAGAUGGAUGACCUGUCUGCAAGCUUGGACGACCUCAAUGUCACCUCACUGCCGGAGGCCUCUGCCCUUCCUCCAAAGCAGGAUUACAACUUAGUGGAUUCUCUGUUGACCCUGACGAGGAGCCCUGACGGCCGGAUAGCCGUGAAGGCUUGCGAGGGCUUGAUGCUCUUGGUGAGUCUGCCGGAGCCCGCGGCUGCCAAGUGCCUUGCUCAGAGCACCUGCCUGAGUGAGCUGCUGACUGGCAGGCUCACCUCCCUGUACAAGGCCCUACCUCAGUCAGUGGACCCCUUAGACAUUGAGACUGUGGAGGCCGUUAACUGGGGGUUGGACUCAUAUAGCCAUAAAGAAGAUGCAUCGGCUUUCCCAGGGAAACGAGCCUUAAUUUCAUUUCUUUCCUGGUUUGAUUAUUGUGAUCAGCUCAUCAAGGAAGCACAGAAGACUGCUGCUGUUGCUCUGGCCAAAGCCAUCCAUGAAAGGUUCUUCAUCGGUGUCAUGGAACCUCAGCUGAUGCAGACCUCUGAGAUGGGGAUUCUGUCGUCAACGGCUCUUCUGCAUCGCAUUGUCCGGCAAGUGACCUCGGACGUCCUGCUUCAGGAGAUGGUGGUCUUCAUCCUCGGGGAACAGAGGGAGCCAGAGACCCUGUCAGAAAUCAGCAGGCAUCCCCUGAGACAUAGGUUAAUCGAACAUUGUGACCACAUAUCUGAUGAGAUCAGCAUAAUGACCCUGAGAAUGUUUGAGCAUCUUCUACAAAAACCCAACGAGCACAUCCUUUAUAACUUGGUCCUGAGAAACCUUGAAGAAAGAAACUAUACGGAAUACAAACCUUUAUGCCCGGAAGACAAGGAUGCGGUGGAGAAUGGGCUGACUGCAGGAGCUGUAGAUCUGGAGGAAGAUCCAUUAUUUGCUGACAUUUCACCAGAUAACACUCUGCCAAACCAAGGAUGGAUUGGUUCACCCCAUGCCAGCCCAGACCACCCCAAAAAUGAUGGCAAGACGGAAGUCCAUAAAAUCGUCAACAGUUUCCUUUGUUUAGUACCAGAUGAAGCAAAGUCAUCCUACCAUGUUGAGGGCACUGGCUAUGACACCUACCUCAGAGAUGCUCAUAGGCAGUUCCGAGACUACUGUGCCAUCUGCUUACGCUGGGAGUGGCCUGUCGCCCCCAAACCACUGGAGAACUGCGACUUAGAAGCCACCUUCUUUGAAGGACAUUUUUUGAAAGUUUUAUUUGACAGAAUGGGAAGAAUUCUUGAUCAGCCAUACGACGUGAACCUGCAGGUGACCUCAGUGCUGUCCAGGCUGUCUCUCUUCCCGCACCCACACAUCCACGAGUAUCUUCUGGAUCCCUAUGUGAACCUGGCCUCUGGCUGCAGAUCUCUGUUCUCUGUGAUCGUCAGGGUUGUAGGUGACCUCAUGGUUCGGAUUCAGCGCAUUCAAGACUUCACCCCCAAGCUUCUUCUGGUCAGAAAGCGACUGCUUGGCUUGGAGCCCGAAGGCCCGAUUAUCGACCACAUCACAUUGCUAGAGGGGGUGAUUGUCUUAGAGGAGUUCUGCAAGGAGCUGGCGGCCAUCGCGUUUGUGAAAUACCACGCUUCCUCCACACCAUGAGUGAUGUCACCAUGCCUUGGCCACAGUCACCCUGGUCCCUGGGAACCCAGAUUACUGUGUACGUACAUUUCAUCCGAAAAGACCCAGCUAUGCCCAGCCACGAGAGGACAGAAGACCGCAUAGGUGAAUUAGAUCCGCCGAGUGAACGCGCCUGAUGUCACUUCCCCUGGCUCUGUGUAAAUCGCACGUUGUUGAAACCUGGGAUGCAAUCAGGACUUGAGGAGACGGCCUUUCCUCCCCAGUGACUGAAAAGCUGCAGAACUCUGGCGUCCAUGUCAGCCCUUUGUUGGUUUCUGUUAUUUUAACAUCCUUCCAGGCGGCAAAGCAUCUGCCAUCCUCUGGGACUCUAAUGCUCAUACUCUUUUGUAUUAAUAAGCAGCAAAAAAAGAAAAUCACUAAUUUUAUAACUUUUUAAAGUUAAGACUCUUAUCAUACAAAAUAUUUAAGCAUACUGUAAAUGAGAAAAAGAAACCGUAGUUGAGGAGCCACCAAGAGAAUGUCUAGAACAUGAAACACGCAAAGCGACAUCAACUUCCUCAGCUUUUCUAAGAUAACAAUUUACUAUGAUAAAGAAAGUAUUAAUUAAUAUAUAUAUAUAUAUAUUUUUAAAGAAACGUUCCUUUACUCUUUUGUGCACAUGGCCAUGUUCGUGGUUGAUUUUCACGUGUGGCUCCCAGUUCACUUAAACUGUCAUUUUUUGCAUCGCAUUAGAUUGAUGUUCAUCAUUGGCAAUGUUCGCUAAAAUAGUAUUUUUUUUAAGCUAAUUAACACAUACUGAGUUUUGACCUCCCCCAUCCCCUCUCUGAGAAUCGCUUUAUGAAAUUGCUUUAUAAUUGAUUCUUUUACUGAAGUGGUCGUGUCCGGGUGGGGACUGAUAACUCUUAGGCAGCAAUCAGAAUGCCAAGGGCUCUUAAUGUUUACAUUUGUUUCUCAUCUUUUUCCCAGCCUUUUGUCUUAAGAGAUUCUAGAGAGAUUUUUAAAACGUCUUUUCAUGUUCAGUUUACACCUUAAAGGGUUUGAGGAAAGGGAGUGUGUGUGAGUGCAGGAAUGCCUAGGUUGGCCGAGUUGCAGGGCACAGCUGCAGGCCACCCUGUCCCCCUGUCUUGGUAGUCUUCAGGUGAGUGGUGCAGUCCUUGUCCUUGAAGUGUUAAACAGCAGGACCUUUCCUCUUCACUGUUAGGAGGCUCAGCCAUAGAGGGCCUGCCUCACCCUCUGUGACGUCACCAAGUGUGUGUGCAGCCCACACUCGUGGCGAGUGCAUGUCUGUGACGUCACCCAAUGUAUGUGUACAGCCCCAGCUCAUGGCGUGUGCUCAGAGCAUGUCUGACACUUUGCUGGGUCUGUGUUACUAGCCUUUUAUAGUUCAGUUUUGCUACUUAGAAACAAAACACCGAAAGCUAUGAAUAGCUUCAGUUCUAUAAUGACCAUCAUUGUCAAAACAACUAUACCUUUCUAACAUGAUGCAAAUCUUUCUUUGCCCAUUCAAGAAAUCCGUUAAGUAAAUCAGUAACAACAGGAGACAGUGGCCGCCUGCAUGGUUUUCCUUCUGUGGCUUUGAGUGAUGAGAAAUGGUUCGUUUUGUUGUUAUUUAUUGACCAGUUUGUGCAAGAAUCACCACAACACCUCAGGGUUUAAACGUUGCUGCAGUCUACUUUGAUGAAGGUGUAUUUAAAACGAGGCAUUGAGAAGUAUCGGAUAUGCCUCAGUGUGUUGCUUGUGCUCAGUAGGUGUGUGGCAGCCAUGAGGUCACCUCCCAGACUGCGCCCUUGACUUCCCAGCAGGACUAGCGCCUGUCCAUGCAGCUGAGCUCAGUAAAGCUUUAACUGUGAUGUGUGUGUGCUUGCUGCUUCUGAGAAUAGGGCUCCCUGUGUUGCCGUAACCAGCUAGGCCGACCCUGCUGCUCUUCUGAGUUUGAUUUCUUUUUCAUAUUUAAUUCAGACCUAGAGUCGGCGCAGGUCAUGGAACUAAGUUGACUUAGGGGAAGCAUGUGCCGCCGCCUCACUCUGCUCGAGGUCUCAGAGACCGGCCCUUUCUGGUUAUCUACAGACUCUGUGGGUGGAAAGCACCACCUUAGCCAGUGGUUGCCAUGUGAGUUCCAAACUGAUCUCUAGCCUGCUUCGCCUUUGGGAAAAUAGGAAAUAGGUGUGCAGUUUUUUUUUUUUUUUUUUUAACUUCCUUACCGUAGUCUUUGGGUUUAUUUUCAGUAAUGAGUCAUUAUUCACUUGACAAAAAUCAGAUUUGUCGUUGCCAAUUUUUAUUAUAGUGUUCACCUUAUAACUAUGUAAUGUUCUUGUAAUGUAUCUGUGCAAUAUGAAGCUAUGAGUGGAUUCAUAGCUUUUUGGCUUACCUGUAUAUUAAUUGUGUUUGUACAUGAGUGUAUAUAAAUGUAUGUAUAUAUGUAUAUGGACCAUAUUUGGUCUAUAUAUGUAUAUGGACCAAAACCCUUAGCUUGCUUACACUGUUGCUAGUGUAAAGAUUGUUCCAUUUAUUUUUACAGGGCACAAAUUAUAGAAUGACUUUGUACUUCCGUGGUAACGUCUCUAUAAUUUAUUACGUUACAGUUACCAUUUAGUUAUUAAGUUCACCGUGUAACAGAAGUUACAGUGAAAUGCUAAACCCACAGAUGAUAUGGUAAUUGUAGACUCGGGGUUGCAAAAUACGCAUGUCAUCAUGACUGUUGCUAUGUUAAGACAGAUAACCCUACCUGUGGCCCUGUAAAAUAUUGUCACUAAUACUCUGUUGGCCUCCUGCCUUGUUUACAUUAAACAGGAUAUUUGGUACAUUUUUCUAUGAACAUCGUGUAGGUCACUGAUGGUGGCCGCUGAUGGAGAAGCUCUCAGAUGACUGUAUGCCCACCGCCCUCGGGGAGGGGCGGUCAGCUUCAGGGUCUGUGCUAACAGUGCAUGCAGGACUAAGCGGGAAAUCGGCAAAAUAAAUCAAUGU